CGCAUUACAGAAGCCAGACCGGUGUAAGCGCCAGUAGCUCCUCCGCCCGGCACGCCAUCCACCUUCCGACACGCCAUCCACCUUCCGACACGCCAUUCACCUUCCGACACGCGGUCGGCAGACCUGGCCUCCGCGGCCCACAUCGGCCCCGACUCGCUUGCGGCCAGGCUUCCUUCAAUAACAUCUGGAUACAUCACUUGGAGAGAGCUUAUAGUUUCAUUGCACCAUGUGUGGCAUUUGGGCCCUGUUUGGCAGUGAUGACUGCCUUUCUGUUCAGUGUCUGAGUGCUAUGAAGAUUGCACACAGGGGUCCAGAUGCAUUUCGUUUUGAGAAUGUCAAUGGAUACACCAACUGCUGCUUUGGAUUUCACCGGUUGGCAGUAGUGGACCCUCUGUUUGGAAUGCAGCCAAUUCGAGUGAGAAAAUAUCCGUAUUUGUGGCUCUGUUACAAUGGUGAGAUCUACAAUCAUAGGAAGAUGCAACAGCAUUUUGGAUUUGAAUACCAGACCAACGUGGAUGGUGAGAUAAUCCUUCAUCUUUAUAACAAAGGUGGAAUUGAGCAAACAGUUUCUAUGUUGGAUGGUGUGUUUGCAUUUAUUCUACUGGAUACUGCCAAUAAGAAAGUGUUCCUGGGCAGAGAUACAUAUGGAGUCAGACCUUUGUUUAAAACAAUGACAGAAGAUGGAUUUUUGGCUGUAUGUUCAGAAGCUAAAGGUCUUGUUACGUUGAAGCACUCUUCAACUCCCUUUUUAAAAGUGGAGCCUUUUCUUCCUGGACACUAUGAAGUUUUGGAUUUAAAGCCAAAUGUGAAGCAGAUGAAAGAGGACCAAGUACAGUAUCCCCUCCAGACAUUUGCAAUUGGCAUGGAAGACAGCCCCGAUUUACUGGCAGCUAGAAAGGUAGCAAAUCAUAUUGGAAGUGAGCAUCAUGAAGUCCUCUUCAACUCAGAGGAAGGCAUUCAGGCUCUGGAUGAAGUCAUAUUUUCCUUGGAAACUUACGAUAUUACAACAGUUCGUGCGUCAGUAGGUAUGUAUUUAAUUUCCAAGUAUAUUCGGAAGAACACAGAUAGUGUGGUGAUCUUCUCUGGAGAGGGAUCAGACGAACUCACGCAGGGUUACAUAUAUUUUCACAAGGCUCCUUCUCCUGAAAAAGCUGAGGAAGAGAGUGAGAGGCUCCUGAGGGAACUCUAUUUGUUUGAUGUUCUCCGCGCAGACCGAACUACUGCAGCCCACGGCCUUGAACUGAGAGUCCCAUUUCUAGAUCAUCGAUUUUCUUCCUAUUACUUGUCUCUGCCACCAGAAUUGAGAAUUCCAAAGAAUGGGAUAGAAAAACAUCUGCUGAGAGAGACAUUUGAGGACUCCAAUCUGAUACCCAAAGAAAUUCUCUGGCGACCAAAAGAAGCCUUCAGUGAUGGCAUAACUUCAGUUCAAAUCUUUGAACGCCAUUACCCAGGUCGGGCUUACUGGCUGAGCCAUUACUGGAUGCCCAAGUGGAUAAAUGCCACUGACCCUUCCGCCCGCACACUGACCCACUACAAGUCAGCUGCCAAAGCUUAGGUGCUCUUCGUGCUGUAAUUGUUGUUCUUGUUGUAAAGGUACUAUGCAAAUAUUUCUUCUUGUUGUGUGAGUACUAUAAUUAGAUGGGGGAGCAAUGAAAGCCAACUCAGGCUAA
Cebus imitator (Panamanian white-faced capuchin) is the source of this 1670-nucleotide messenger RNA. RefSeq names its product asparagine synthetase (glutamine-hydrolyzing) (gene ASNS). The record is from RefSeq and is a predicted model, not a curated record. Lineage: Eukaryota; Metazoa; Chordata; Mammalia; Primates; Cebidae. Gene Ontology annotation, molecular function: asparagine synthase (glutamine-hydrolyzing) activity. The coding region runs from base 227 to 1555 and encodes 442 amino acids. The transcript is spliced from 11 exons. Gene Ontology annotation, cellular component: cytosol.